UUCGAUUCUUGUUUGUUGAGUGGAGAAGUGUAAAAAGAAAAAAAUAAAUAUAUAAUGUCUGGUCGUGGUAAAGGUGGAAAAGUGAAGGGAAAGGCAAAGUCGCGCUCAAACCGCGCUGGCCUGCAGUUUCCCGUUGGUCGUAUUCAUCGGCUUCUUCGCAAGGGCAACUAUGCCGAGCGUGUUGGUGCCGGUGCUCCAGUUUACUUGGCGGCUGUUAUGGAAUAUUUGGCCGCUGAAGUUUUGGAGUUGGCUGGUAAUGCAGCCCGCGACAACAAGAAAACCAGAAUUAUCCCUCGCCAUCUGCAAUUGGCCAUCCGCAACGAUGAAGAGUUGAAUAAACUCCUUUCGGGCGUCACUAUUGCCCAGGGCGGUGUGUUGCCUAACAUCCAAGCAGUUCUGUUGCCUAAGAAGACCGAAAAGAAGGCUUAAAUUACGAAUUAAUGCAAAUCUAAACCAAAACCAAAACCAAACGUCCUUUUCAGGACGAC
This is a messenger RNA of Drosophila mojavensis, 488 nucleotides long. RefSeq names its product histone H2A. NCBI's taxonomy places the organism in Eukaryota, Metazoa, Arthropoda, Insecta, Diptera, Drosophilidae. The coding region runs from base 55 to 429 and encodes 124 amino acids. The transcript has a single exon. The record is from RefSeq and is a predicted model, not a curated record. Gene Ontology annotation, cellular component: nucleosome. Gene Ontology annotation, molecular function: structural constituent of chromatin; protein heterodimerization activity; DNA binding.